GCCGAGGCGCACGCGCCGCCCGGUGCGGGGCGAUCGCGCCGCUUCGUUACAUUGUAUCCGCCGGCGGCGCGAGAACAAUAGGCGCCGCCGCCGCCCGCCGGCCCUGGGCGCCGCGGCCGCCGCCCGGUGCCCGGUACUCGCUGCCCGCCCCGGUAUUCGCGGGACCUUCAUGCGCUUCCCCUCCCCCCGCCUGGGGUGCGCGCCUGCCCCGGAACAGGGCUGCCACUGUUGAGUCUGUGGGAGUAUGAAUCAGCAGCAGCAGAGAAUGGCUGCAGUUGGGACAGACAAAGAGCUCAGUGACCUGCUGGACUUCAGUAUGAUGUUUCCCCUGCCAGUGGCUAAUGGAAAAAACAGACCCACGACCCUAGCAAGCACUCAGUUUGGAGGAUCAGGUUUGGAUGAAAGACCAGGAUCAGGUUCCUGGGGAACGGGAGAUCAAAACAGCUCCACGUUUGACCAAGGCAGGCAGAGCUAUGGCGAAGGGCCUCACUACGGCGAGCACCGGGACCUGCCGGCUCACAACACCUUAACUUCGUCACCAUUCCUGGGAGCUGGACUCGUGGGGAAGGGCAGUGACAGAGCCUCGUACUCCACGUUCGGCAGAGACGCAGGGAUCCCAGGACUCAACCAGACUGGUUUCCUGCCCAGUGAGAUGGGGAUCGCCAGCCCGAGCACCCUGUCCCCCACUGGGGUGAAAGGAGGCUCCCAGUAUUUUUCUUACCCCAACAAUCCUCGCAGGAGAGGUGCUGAGAGCAACAUAGAUGGACAGCCCAAGAAGGUUCGGAAGGUGCCUCCUGGACUCCCUUCCUCGGUGUAUCCAUCCAACUCAGGUGAUGACUACAGCAGGGAUCCAGCUGGAUAUACUCCCUCGAAGCCUCCCAGCACUGUGUAUCCUGGAGCCUUUUACAUGGCAGAUGGGCUCCAUAACUCGCCAGACCUGUGGAGUUCACCAGGUGCCAUGAGCCAGUCGAGUUACGGUGCCAUGCUGGGCAGCUCCUCCUCCCCACUCCCGCAGUCUGGUGGCUUCAACAGUUUACAUCAGCACGAACGCAUGAACUACCAGCUGCAUUCAGGGGAGGUGAACGGGGGGCUGCCCUCUGUGUCUGGCUUCUCCUCGGCCUCCACACCCUACGGCGUCUCCAGCCACACUCCCCCGAUCAGCGCCACCGACACCAUCAUGGGUAACAGAGGAACCACCGCCGGGAGCUCUGGAGAUGCCCUCGGGAAGGCACUAGCUUCAAUCUAUUCCCCUGAUCACUCUAGCAAUAACUUCUCCUCAAACCCCUCCACACCAGUCGGCUCCCCUCAGGGGCUUGCAGGCACGGCGCAGUGGUCGCGGGCGAGCGGACAAGGUGCCUUAUCUCCCAGCUACGAAGGGAGCCUCCACACCUUACAAAACAAGAUGGAAGACAGGUUGGAUGAAGCCAUCCACGUGCUGAGGAAUCACGCCGUGGGCCAGACCGCUGCCAUGCCCAGCAACCACGGGGACAUGCAUGGGCUGCUGGGCUCAGCACCAGCUCACAGUGCCACUGUGGGCAGCCUGGCCCAGGCCUUCCCUGCCUCAGUCAUGUCCCUGGGGAGCAGGCACCCAAGCCUGGUGGGAGGAGGUCACCCUGAAGAUGGGCUGUCCAGCAACCCCAGCAUGCUCCACAACCAUGUCUCACUUCCGUCCCAGCCCAGCUCACUCCCUGACCUCAGCAGGCAGCAGGACACAUACAGCGCAGGCUUGUCCGGGGGGCUGGGCAGAAGCAGCGUCUCCUCGGGCACCAGUGAAAUAAAGAGGGAAGAGAAGGAGGAUGAGGAGAACACAUCAGUGGCUGAUAACUCAGAGGAGGAGAAGAAGGAGCUGAAGCCCUCCCGGAACAGAACAAGGUGCUCUUUGAACAGUCAAGAUGAGGAUGAGGAGGACGAUCUUCUUCCCCCAGAGCAAAAAGCCGAGAGAGAGAGAGAGAGGAGGGUCGCCAAUAAUGCCCGCGAGCGCCUGCGGGUCCGGGACAUCAACGAGGCCUUUAAAGAGCUCGGACGCAUGUGCCAGCUGCACCUAAACAGCGAAAAACCGCAGACCAAACUGCUAAUCCUCCACCAGGCCGUAUCAGUCAUACUGAACCUGGAGCAACAAGUCCGAGAGCGCAACCUGAACCCUAAAGCAGCCUGCUUGAAGCGCCGGGAAGAGGAGAAAGUGUCUGGAGUGGUAGGAGAUCCCCAGAUGACACUUUCAGCUUCACAUCCUGGUCUAGGAGAUGGUCACAACCCUGUUGGACACAUGUAAAGAUCUUUUUGUUCCUCUGGACCCAGAGAGCUGGAAGAAGCAGAAGAAGCAGAACAAGAAGAAGAAGAAGAAGAAGAAGAAACCACCACCAAACCAACUGAAAAACAAAAGCCCUGGGUGUGACCUGCAAGCUUUCUGGGAACCACAAACUGUAGCCCUGCCAAACACUUGACAGCAAGGUGGACGGAUCCUGGCGUGACGUAAGGGGGUGGAAAGCAGUCAAAAACAA
Molecule: messenger RNA, 2498 nt
Organism: Dryobates pubescens (Downy woodpecker)
Lineage: Eukaryota; Metazoa; Chordata; Aves; Piciformes; Picidae
Gene: TCF3
Product: transcription factor 3
Exons: 20
Coding region: 245-2269 (674 amino acids)
Biological process (GO): regulation of transcription by RNA polymerase II
Cellular component (GO): transcription regulator complex
Molecular function (GO): RNA polymerase II cis-regulatory region sequence-specific DNA binding; DNA-binding transcription factor activity, RNA polymerase II-specific; protein dimerization activity
Source: RefSeq, a predicted model, not a curated record